Molecule: messenger RNA, 1790 nt
Organism: Penaeus vannamei (Pacific white shrimp)
Lineage: Eukaryota; Metazoa; Arthropoda; Malacostraca; Decapoda; Penaeidae
Gene: pyd3
Product: beta-ureidopropionase pyd3
Molecular function (GO): beta-ureidopropionase activity
Source: RefSeq, a predicted model, not a curated record
AGAGACAGCUGGUUGAGGUGUGAAAGAUUCCCUAAGUACCAUGCUGAUAAUCGGGGAUUUACGGAAGAUAAGUGUUUGUAUAAGAUAACUGUGACAUUAUCAGCUCGCGGGCGGGUGAAAUAGACGAAAUGCUGUGCUUAUCGAGCGGAAGGAAUCAUCAGGGACACAUGCAGUGUUUGUAUCAUUUCGGAGCAGACCAACCAGCCAUGCAACAAAACUUUGUCUGCACACAUUUGAAGACAAUCUACAGUAAUGGCCGGGCAGUUCGCAAGCGUUGAGGAGUGUCUGGAGAAGAAUGUCCCUGAGCAGGAGCUGAAGGAAGUGAAGAGGAUCCUGUACGGGAAGGAACUACCGACAAUUACAAUCCCUGAGUCUGCAGAAAAGCUAGCUGUGCAACACAGUUUUGACAUACAAGGCUAUGCUAUCCCUGCUGCAAAAGAAGAGCUAACACCACCAAGGAUUGUGCGAGUUGGUGUGAUUCAGAAUGCCAUCGUUAAGGAAACCACAGCCCCUAUUGCUGAGCAGAGGGCAGCUCUCCAUGCAAGGAUUUCGCAAAUGACAGAAGCUGCAGCACUGUGUGGAGUCAAUAUUAUUUGUUUCCAGGAAGCUUGGACGAUGCCUUUUGCCUUCUGUACUCGUGAAAAACAGCCUUGGUGUGAGUUUGCUGAAAACCCUGAUAAUGGCCCAACGACCCAGCUGUGUCAGGAGCUUGCACGCAAAUUCAACAUGGUGAUUGUUUCACCCAUUCUGGAGAGGGAUGAAAUCCAUGGUGACACUCUUUGGAACACGGCUGUUGUUAUCAGCAACACAGGCUAUGUUCUUGGCAAGUCACGUAAGAACCACAUACCAAGGGUUGGUGAUUUCAAUGAAUCUACCUACUACAUGGAAGGAGAUACAGGUCACACAGUGUUCCAGACACAGUUUGGACGAAUUGCAAUCAACAUUUGUUAUGGACGGCAUCACCCACAGAACUGGAUGAUGUAUGGGGUGAAUGGGGCGGAGAUUGUUUUCAAUCCAUCUGCCACUGUGGGAGGAUUAAGUGAGCCUAUGUGGGGAAUUGAGGCCCGAAAUGCUGCCAUUGCCAACAGUUACUUCACUUGUGCUAUCAAUCGUGUUGGCACAGAGUCCUUCCCCAAUGAAUUUACUUCAGCUGAUGGCAAACCGGCACACAAGGACUUUGGCCAUUUCUACGGCUCUUCCUAUGUUGCAGCUCCUGAUGGCUCUCGAACACCAGGAUUGUCAAGGAUCCGUGAUGGGCUCUUGGUAACGGAGAUGGACUUAAAUCUCUGCCGCCAAGUGAAGGACCGCUGGGGCUUUAGGAUGACUCAGCGACUGGACCUCUACGCAUCUUCCCUGGCUGCAGCCAUACAGCCAGAUUACCAACCACCAGUUAUCAAAGACGUGUGCUAAGUUACUGGCUGCUAUUUGAUUUUUUUUUUUUUUUUUUUUUUUUUUUCUUAUUUCCUUAUUUUUUCUUAGAUGAGGUGGGAGCAGUGCAAUCCUUUAAAAUUUCAAGAGUUAAACAAUAAUCGUUGACGGAAAGUGUAAUUCCAUACAACAUUUUAAGUAGGUAUGAUAUAAUAAUAUGUUGUGAGCAUCUACCUCGUGUUGGCUUAAAUCUGAUAAAAGGUCAUAAUAAGGAGAAUGGGUCUAAUGAUGCUUGUAUUAAUCUUUUCCUUUCCACUCACACUAUUAUGCUUGAUAGUCUAAUUUUCUUUUGACAGUCAUGCUUGGAUAUGAUCUCUAGUUAGAUGUAAAAAGCAAGAGAAAAUAUACUUGUAUAUUGAAUA